This is a messenger RNA of Linum trigynum, 603 nucleotides long. The record is from the annotation of a GenBank genome assembly. NCBI's taxonomy places the organism in Eukaryota, Viridiplantae, Streptophyta, Magnoliopsida, Malpighiales, Linaceae.
AUAAUACAUAACAAAUUCAUGCAUUUCAAUCGGCUCGUACAGCAUGGUUUGACCACUGAGCCACAUUGCCCUGGGCGGUUUAGGUUGGGCCGUGGUUCGUUGUCCGGUCUAAAAAACAAAAGCAACAUCGGCGAACUGAUGAAAUCAUAAACCCUAAUCCAUCUCUGUUCACUUUCUUCUCCCAGUCUUCGCGCUCGUAGCUUCCAUCCAGCGAAAAUGCAGGCCAGCGAUAGGUUUAACAUCAACUCCCAGCUCGAACAUCUCCAGGCCAAGUACGUUGGCACCGGCCAUGCCGAUAUGAACAGAUUCGAGUGGGCGGUGAACAUUCAGCGAGAUAGCUAUGCUUCUUAUGUUGGCCACUACCCAAUGCUGGCUUACUUUGCUGUUGCUGAGAACGAAUCCAUUGGAAGAGAGCGCUACAACUUCAUGCAGAAAAUGCUUCUGCCUUGUGGCCUGCCACCUGAAAGAGAAGAUGAAUGAAUCUUGGUUAGAUGCCUGGAUGGAUGGAUCCCCACCUCCAAGGUUAAGAUCCAGCAGUUCCAUCAUAUGAGUGCUUGCGUGUAUGUUCAUGGGAAGAGCGACUGUCCUAUGCCAGUAAAUCGA